AUGGAGGCGCUGCGGCGGCCGGCGCUGCCCGAGGACGCGGUGCGCUCCCGCCUGUUCGCGGCGGCGGCGGCGGCGGGCCCGGGCGGCGAGGCGCUGCUGCGGCGCUGCGCUGAGCUGGCCCUGGUGCGCUUGGCCCCGCUCCUGGCCGCCUGCGUGUGGCAGCGGCGGCCGUUCCGCCUGCGCUACGUGCCGGGCCGCGGCGAGAUCCCGGCGCACUUGGGCGGCCCCGCGGUGUUCGGGGAUAACGUGGAGGAUGAGUGGUUCAUUGUGUACCUGCUGCGGGAGAUGAGCAGGGAGUUGCCGGGGCUGGCAGCCAGCCAGAGGAGUUUGCUGGCUGUCCCCAGCCCAGUCCCGCUGCAGGGAGUGUUUGUUUCUGCUCUGGCUGUUGCAGGUGACUUUCACUCGGUGUUUGUAUGCACAGCUGGUGCAGCAGCAGUUUGUUCCAGACAGACGCAGUGGAUACACCCUGCCCGCCCCAGCUCAUCCUCAGUACAGAGCCUGCGAGCUGGGCAUGAAGCUGGGAAUGAUUCCUGGGGCAUUUUGGCCUUGGCUCAUGCAUGUGCAGGGAAUGGGUCCUUGUCUGGAGGUUGCCUGCUUGUCCAGAGAAAUGUGAGCAAAGUCUGUCACACCUUGAGAACCUCUUGUUGUUGCAUCUUUUAUCUGCAGGCUCAUGGCUUUGAAAUGUUGUGCUCCAAGAGCAGUAAAGUGGCUCCUGAUGCCAAGAGAAACGUGUUAAGGGGUCCCCUGUGGGAGAGAUUCCUCAGGAGCUUGAAGGAGAAGGAUUAUUUCAAGGGAGAAAUGGAAGGAUCAGCCAAGUACCUGGAGCUGUUGCACAUGGCAGAAGAUCACUUCCAGCAAUCUGUUGCAGUGCCAGAAAGCUGUGAUGAAGUGAGCCCAGGUGAUGAAAUCCUGGCACUACUACAGACAACCCCCAUUGAUCUAAAGGAAUUGGAGAGAGAAGCAGCUUGUCUUCCUGCAGAGGAUGAUGACAGCUGGCUGGAUAUGACACCAGGUGCUCUGGAUCAGAUGCUGAAGGAGACAAGAAAUGAGUCCCUUCCUUCCCCAAAUGAGGAGGAGCAAAACUAUGACUUGGAAACAGUUGCUGAGAGCAUGAAGGCUUUUGUGUCCAAAGUGUCCACGCACGAAGGAGCAGAAAUGCCAUGGUCAUCUGAUGAAUCCCAAGUUACCUUUGAUGUGGAUUCUUUUACAAAAGCUCUGGACAGAAUUUUAGGGGCAGACUCGGAGGAGCUGGAUUCUGAUGAUGUGGAUGAAGAGGAGGAGUUUGGUUUCUCAGAUGAGGAUGAUGAAGAGCUGGAUGCUGGGAAUGGAAGGCAGGAGCAGAAGGUGUCUCCUGAGGAGCUCGUGGGCAGUCUCAAGGCGUACAUGGAGGAGAUGGACCGUGAGCUGGCACAGACCAACAUUGGGAAAAGUUUCAGCAGCCACAAGAGAGGGGCAAGUUCUGUUGGAGCAGCCCCAUGUGAGAGUGCUGGCCCUGACUGUGGAGCUGAGGCUGCUGAGCUGGCAGCCCUGGAUGUGGACAUGAACCUGGUGGCAAACCUGCUCGAGUCCUACAGUGCCCAGGCUGGCCUGGCAGGGCCCACCUCGAGCAUUUUACAGAGCCUGGGGGUGAAUUUACCUGAGAGCUCAGAGCUCACUGGCAGCUGAGCAAGGCAGGGAGAGCCUUGGCACCAGACAUGGCUGCUGGGGAGAUGGAGCACAGACACACGAGCAGGAUGGGGGAGAAGAGGCCAAAGGUUUGAAUUUGGAGCAUCCUGUUCAUUAUGUGUCACUUCAGCAGAGUGAAUUCACCUGCAAAAGCUUCUGUUUGCACACUGUCUUGGGUGGAAAUGAGAUUUUCCCUGUGCUGACACAAUUUCAGAAAACUGAAAAAUUAUGUCAAAUGAAUGACCGAAAUCUCUGCCCAUUUUCUUUUAUUACAACACCUCUCUCCCAUUUUUCCUUUCAGUGAUCCAAUUUGCCACAUUUCUAAAAUGUCCUUUUACCCAUUGCUGAGUGUGUUCAAUAUCUGGGGAGCAGUUCUUGUUCUGAAAAUGCUGCUGCCUUCAGGGGCAGGUGGGGAAAUACCACAUUGCAGGAAGAGUAAUUGGAUCAAUUGUGCAAAUAUUGGCCAGAAGUAUUUUUUAAUUUUAUUUCAAUAAAAACAAAAAUUACAACUUGA
Messenger RNA from Melospiza melodia melodia, 2179 nucleotides. RefSeq names its product protein ecdysoneless homolog. Gene Ontology annotation, cellular component: nucleus. The transcript is spliced from 10 exons. The record is from RefSeq and is a predicted model, not a curated record. The coding region runs from base 1 to 1665 and encodes 554 amino acids. Lineage: Eukaryota; Metazoa; Chordata; Aves; Passeriformes; Passerellidae.